AUGCAACCAUUCCACCUUACCGCCACCGGGUACAACAUCAACUAUUUGCCUCAGUAUAUUGCUGAUCGGCUGGGAUUUUUCCGCGAGCAAGGCCUGGAAGUCACUACAACGAUCCCUAGUCCAUGGGAUGGCGUUCUCGACGCUCUAGCCGACGGUUCUGCCGACAUGGCGCUGGGCGGACUUUGGGUUCCAUCCAUGUACCGUGGUCGGGUACAAGAUUAUACAGUCUUGGGUCAGAUCGCGAACCGCUGUCCUCUAGCACUGCUCAGGCGCACAAAGAGUGGAGACAAGUUCACCCUGGCCGAUGUGGUUGGGAAAACGGUUCUGAUGAAGUCCAUUGGCGGGGCCAGUGUCGGGCUCUUCUUCAAGAUGCUGCUGCGCGAGAAUGGGAUCGACCCAAGAAACUUGGACUUUAUCCAGGAUCUGGACGGCUUGAUGCUGGGCAACUUGUUCCAAGGCGGCAUGGGCGAUUUCUUGGUCACCGAUACCCUCUCCGCCAAAGCCAUGGCUGCACGAAACCCCAACGUCUCGAUCGCCAUGGAGAUGGCCACGCAGGGCGAGGUCCCGUGGAGUGUGUACUACCGUGAAACGUCGACCAUCACUCCGGAGGUGCUGGCGGCGCAGAAGCGAUUCUGCAUGGCGCUGAACAAAGGCAUAGACUGGGUGCUCCAGCGUGACGCCGAGUCCUUCAAGGAUGAACUGGCAGAGCUCUUCCCCAACGUGGCGAUUGAUGUGGUCGUUGAUGUGGUCGAUUCUUUCCGGAGGAACGGCAUGUGGACUUCGGCGACCAUCCCGCAGAAAGCAUUUGACCGAUGGCAGCAAGGGCUUAGUGAUGCGCGCUUUGUCCAGAAACCCUUGAUGUACCAAGAUCUUGUGGACGAUGGACCUGCGAAAGAGGCACAAAGCAACGGUAUCGCUCCUUAG
This is a messenger RNA of Capronia coronata CBS 617.96, 924 nucleotides long. RefSeq lists its product as uncharacterized. The record is from RefSeq and is a predicted model, not a curated record. Gene Ontology annotation, biological process: thiamine biosynthetic process. NCBI's taxonomy places the organism in Eukaryota, Fungi, Ascomycota, Eurotiomycetes, Chaetothyriales, Herpotrichiellaceae. The transcript has a single exon. The coding region runs from base 1 to 924 and encodes 307 amino acids.